This is a messenger RNA of Triplophysa rosa, 2443 nucleotides long. It is a transcript of the gene atf3, whose product is annotated as activating transcription factor 3. The transcript has 4 exons. Gene Ontology annotation, molecular function: DNA-binding transcription factor activity, RNA polymerase II-specific; RNA polymerase II cis-regulatory region sequence-specific DNA binding. The record is from RefSeq and is a predicted model, not a curated record. Gene Ontology annotation, biological process: regulation of transcription by RNA polymerase II. Lineage: Eukaryota; Metazoa; Chordata; Actinopteri; Cypriniformes; Nemacheilidae. The coding region runs from base 92 to 724 and encodes 210 amino acids. Gene Ontology annotation, cellular component: nucleus.
GGGUGAUGCAACGAGCCGGCGAGAACUGUAACUUUACCAGCUGAGCGCGAGAUCGCACUGCAGCCAGAGUAGAGCAUCACAACACGCGCGGAUGAUUCAGUCAAAACAAGAUUUCGGAAUGAUGCUUCAGCAUCCCGGUUUGGGUCCCUUGGAUAUCAGCGCGUCGGCUUUGGUACCCUGCCUCUCCCCACCGGGCUCGCUCACGCUGGACGACUUCACCAACUUCACUCCGUUAGUCAAAGAGGAGCUGCGCUACGCCAUCCAGAACAAGCGGCUGUCCAACGGCAUGAGCGCACUGACCUCAGAUAGGUGUCAGAACACAGACAGACCCACCGAACUGCCUGUCAUGAAGCGGGAGAUCAACCCAGUGGAGAGUGAAAGGAAAAAGAGGAGAAGGGAACGAAAUAAAGUAGCAGCAGCUAAAUGUCGAAACAAGAAAAAGGAGAAAACUGACACGUUACAAAAGGAGUCUGAGACACUGGAGUCCAUCAAUGCCGAGCUGAAGGCCCAGAUCGAGGAGCUAAAGAACCAAAAGCAGCAGCUAGUCUACAUGCUGAACCUACACCGGCCCACCUGUAUCGUCCGCGCCCAGAACGGCCAGACCCCCGAGGACGAGAGGAAACUCUUCAUCCAGCAGAUCAAGGAGACCACCCUGCAAGGUCUUAAUCUUACCACAAAUGGACCAAUGCACACCACAGUACCAACAAGUUGUGGCCAUCUCUGAUUCGGGCAAGAACCUAAAGGGUUUGGUGGUUGCCAAUGUACAUUGCAAGGUUCGCCCAGGAAGGACUAAACUGUGGGUGCCUACCUUGCCAGUCAAGGUCGGUCUGAUGUACACUGAAACGGACUGUUGAAGCACUAAAUUGAUGAAGGACGUGUGAUGCGUGAUCACUUAUUCUUAUUAUCGUAUGCUUAACAUGCUCUUUGUAGCUAUAUGUCAUGAUGCUUAAGCAACAUGAUGUCAUUUAUUGAUCAUCUGGUUGGUUGAAAGAAACCCCGGUGGUGUGUUUGACAACAAGUACAAUGUGAGGGAAGGCUUGCUAUAGGAAAAAACAGGGUGAUGUUAUUUCAUUUAGUAACAUAUGUGUCUGUGGCCUCUUGUUAAAUAUAACCACACAAAAUGCCACGUAAAGUAUUUCAAGCUGCUAAUCUCUCAGGAUACGGUCUGUAUAUUACAGGAAACAUUACACUCAUACUAAAUAAAUAAACGAAAUAACCGAGAAGUCACCGCGAAAUGGACUUUGAGACAGCGGGGUGUCAGGCAACCUACACUGUAAACGUUUUUGCUGUAGUUAUGCAGCUAGUUGCCUGUAACUUACCGUAGAUUUAUAUUUAUGUCAUUUAUUGGCAACAGUUUGUUCAAAGAUAAAUGAAUAUUAGACAUUAACAAGUCUUUAUCGUUACAAAAAAAAGAUAAAAUAACAGCCUCGUGCAAAGCAUUCUGGGAACCAGAAAUCCACAUUUUUUCAAAGAAUGCUUUGCAUGAGGCUGAUAUUUUAUCGUUUUUUCUGUAGGGAUAAAGACUUGUUAAUGUUUAAUGAUCAUUUAUCUUUGAACAAACUGUUGCCAGUAAAUUACAUAAAUGUAAAUCUACAGUAAAUUACUGGCAAACUGCUGCCAGUAAUACUGUAAUUUCUACAGAAUUUUUUAUAAGUUUCUCGUAUCAGAGACUGAACCUUCACCACUAUAUGCCUGUCUGUGUUAUCACCUCAACUGUCUGAACAUGUUGUUGUUACAAUGCUGUGAGCAGGAGGGUCUGCGUUCACCAGCCCACUGCACCAAGAGUAUAUCGUGUUUUGUUCGUUUAAUAAGGGACAUGUACUUAUUUUUCGAUGUUGCAUUUUUCAUAUAUUGUAGCUGUGUGUUGUUCUUGUCUAGAUGCACAAACCUUAUUCUAAAAGAAAAACACUUGAAGUAAAGCUCUUAUUAAUUGCCUGGCUACGAUCAUGUGUCAAUGGAUUGCUGGUGUUUGUUUUGAAGGAACGCAUACCACGAGACAUCUGAUCAAGCCAUGUGACCAGCUCACCACAUUGAACUUGAGAAAGGUGUCCAAAAAAAACAUGGGAAAAUUUGAAGUUCUGUCAGUCCAUUUCAAAAAAACUGAUUCAGGACUAUAUUACAUUUUCAGUUGGAUGUACUGAAAGGUUAAAUGGCGCGGGCGUCAGGCGGCUUUUCUUUUGCUUUGUAAUGGUUCAGGAAUGCCAAAUCACGCAUACUAUUGACAUUAAAUGUGUAAUGGAAACAAAGCUAUGCGUAAUAUUUCUGGUUAAACCAAGUUUUAUUCAUCGUACGUUCCAUCCACGUAAAAGGAAGGAUGUGCAAUUGUUAUACCAAAACUGUAUGAAUGAAAUGAUACUGUUCAUUUACACCUUCUGUAUGGUUUUGUUUGACUGUCUGUUGUUGUGUUUUUGAUACUUUAUUAAUAAAAACGUAUACCAACGCA